Chanos chanos (milkfish) is the source of this 2946-nucleotide messenger RNA. It is a transcript of the gene nfatc3b, whose product is annotated as nuclear factor of activated T cells 3b. The coding region runs from base 1 to 2946 and encodes 981 amino acids. Lineage: Eukaryota; Metazoa; Chordata; Actinopteri; Gonorynchiformes; Chanidae. Gene Ontology annotation, cellular component: transcription regulator complex. Gene Ontology annotation, molecular function: DNA-binding transcription factor activity, RNA polymerase II-specific; transcription factor binding; RNA polymerase II cis-regulatory region sequence-specific DNA binding. Gene Ontology annotation, biological process: calcineurin-NFAT signaling cascade; regulation of transcription by RNA polymerase II; cytokine production. The transcript has 9 exons. The record is from RefSeq and is a predicted model, not a curated record.
AUGGAGUCUCCCAGCAGGGUGUUUGACUGCCCCAGCAUCCAAAUUACCUCCAGCCCUGCCAACUGUCACCAGGACCUGGGUGUCCACCAACAGGAGGCUUGCCCGGCGGGUGCAGAGGGAAACGGAGGAUCUGCACUGGCUAAGGACCAGCUGUACCUGUCACUGGAGGCACCUUACAGGGAUACCUCCUCCCUCAGCCCCUGUAGCCCCUGCAGCAGCUUGUCCUCUCGGAGCUGGUUCUCCGACGCCUCGUCCUGCGAGUCUUUCUCGCACGUUUACGACGACGUGGAGGCGGAGCUGAACGAAGCGGCCGCCCGGGUCAGGCUGGUGUCGCCGUACGUGUCUCCGCUUGGGUCGCCUUUGCCGUCCCCUCUCGCCUCUCCCCAGGCGUCCCCGCAGGUCUCCCCGAUCGUCUCACCCUUCGGCUCCCCAAGCUACGCCCAGCAGGCCACGUACGGAGAAGAUCCAUGGUACCGUUUCCAACAGCAGCAGCAGCAGCAGCAACAACAUGCUCUUUUUGCACAAUCGCUUUCGCCCCACCAGUCGCCUUAUCAGUCGCCUCGUACCAGCGUUACCGAGGAAACCUGGCUGAACCCGCGCACGCACUCUUCUUCCUCGAGGCCUUCCUCUCGACCCACGUCGCCGUGCGGCAAAAGGCGGCAUUCCAGUGCCGAGGUCAUGCUGGGGUCGUCCUCGCCUCACCUCUCUCCCGUUCCGACCCCCACCCAUUCCCCCCAGGGAAGCUUCACGGAAGAAUCGUGGAUGUCAAACCCAACCUCCAUAUUCGCCCCCUUCCAGCCCUGUGCCUCGGAGACGGACGUCCCGGUGAAAACCCGAAGGACGUAUCAGCCCUAUCAGAACCAGAAUUUUACACCGCUCUUACCUGGACAAGCAGAUCUCGCUCAGGAGGACCACGGUGUCGGGUCUGCAGCUGCCCCAUUAGACACGGCUCUGGAGGGCUCCUUGGCCGGCAUCAAGAAAGAGGAUGUAGUUGAGCACUUCUUGUCAGUACCGACCCAUUUCUCAUGGACUAAACCUAAACAAGUGCACAACCCUAUAUACAGGGCGUCUGCUCUGCCGUCGUUGGACUGUUUGUUGCCCAGUCAGUUUGGCCAGUGUGAAUUACACAUCGAGGUUCAACCCAAACCUCAUCACAGAGCUCAUUAUGAGACAGAGGGAAGCAGAGGGGCCAUCAAGUCUCCCUCUGGGGGACACCCCAUGGUGAAGCUCAUUGGAUACAAUGAGAAGCCCGUUAACCUGCAGCUAUUCAUCGGAACUGCGGACGAACGCCACGUGAGACCGCAUGCCUUCUACCAGGUGCACAGGAUCACGGGAAAAACAGUCACCACUGCCAGUCAGGAGAUGAUAAUCGCCAGCACCAAAGUUCUAGAAAUUCCUCUGCUUCCCGAAAACAACAUGUCAGCCAGUAUUGACUGUGCAGGAAUCCUGAAACUGCGGAACUCCGACAUAGAGCUCCGGAAAGGUGAAACGGACAUCGGGCGGAAGAACACGCGAGUGCGAAUAGUUUUCCGUGUGCACAUUCCUCAAGCCAAUGGGAACGUGCUGUCUCUUCAGACUGCCUCUGUCCCUAUAGAAUGCUCCCAGCGUUCAGCCCUGGAGCUGCCUCAGAUUCAGAAGUUCAGCCCGGUCAGCAGCACUGUGAACGGAGGAGAGGAGAUGCUUAUAACUGGCCCGAACAUUAACUCGGAGUCAAAGGUCAUCUUCCUGGAGAAGAGCCCUGAUGGCAGAACCCAGUGGGAAAUUGAUGCCAAACCUGUUCAUGAAAAGUGUAAAGAUAUGAGCAUUGUGGUGAAAAUCCCUCCGUAUCACAAGAGAGUCAUCACCGCUCCAGCGCAGGUGUAUUUUUACGUGAGUAACGGCAAAAGGAAACGGAGUCCAGCUCAGCGAUUCACUUACCUGUCAGGUGUGAAGCUUCAACCUGCUGAGUUUGGCCAGGAAAAGGACCUGACUUCUAGAGAUCCUUUAGACUCCCAGUCCACUCACUCACUCCAUGGUCACUAUGCAGCUGAGUUCCAGUCUCUGUCUGACCAAAAUCUUCCUCUGGAGCAGUGGCUGUUUGAUGGAGGUCCAGGCUUUGGGGCGUCUUCAGCCCAGCUCAGUUACUCUCCUGUGAGCUCUUCUCCUCUCAACCAACCUGUUCUUCCUGGCAGAGACUUCAAUGCCGGUCCUGCUCUCUAUCACACACUCAACCCCAGGGCUGUGGAGAGUAUCAAGCCCUCAUACCUGGAUUCUCAGCCAAAAUCUCACCAUAACGGAGGUCCCAGUCUUCCUGUGAACAGUGCCUCUCUACAAAAUCCCAAAUCCAUGUCUUUCCCGUCUGGGGAAGCUGUUUCCAGACCUGACGUGAGCUACAAUGGUUCUCCUGUAGUUCUCUCCGGUUCCUUCUCUUCCUCUUCCGGUGGCCUACAGAUAAACCGUGAAUCUGUUCACAAGCACUCUCGGGACUUUCAGGUGCCUCCGGGUUCAGGGUCUGAGCACCAGCUUCAGAGCCACCAGGAUCUCCACGGCACACGCCACAAACCCUCCACCGCCGCGCCUUUUCUCCCGGUCGACCCCGGAAAGUUCCCUCAGCCUUCCUCUUCUGCUCAAGUGCCACCUCUUUCCCACCAGUCUCCCGCAAGGGAGUCGCCUUCCGCCUCCUCUCCUGCCGGUGGGGGCCUUGUGGACCUUCAGCUCACUAGAUCCCCCCCGGUGCAGGCUGCCGGUACCAGCAUAGCAUCCCUGUCCCCGGAGACUUCGUUGGAUCAGUCUCUGGAGGCAAAAAAGUUAGACAUUAAGCAAGAGCCUGAUGAAGACAAGGAACUAGCCUUCCAGUCUAUUGGUCUCCAGGACAUCACUCUGGAUGAUGUGAGUGAGAUUAUCGUCAGAGACUUGUUCCAGAGCCCAGAUCCUCAUGAUUCAGCGGAGGGUCAGAGCAAGCCUUAG